This is a messenger RNA of Aspergillus mulundensis, 963 nucleotides long. Its product is annotated as arabinan endo-1,5-alpha-L-arabinosidase. The coding region runs from base 1 to 963 and encodes 320 amino acids. The record is from RefSeq and is a predicted model, not a curated record. Lineage: Eukaryota; Fungi; Ascomycota; Eurotiomycetes; Eurotiales; Aspergillaceae. Gene Ontology annotation, molecular function: arabinan endo-1,5-alpha-L-arabinosidase activity. Gene Ontology annotation, biological process: carbohydrate metabolic process. The transcript has 3 exons.
AUGAGACUCCCCCUCCUCUCCCUCCUCACAGCUGGGGUUCUCGCCCAGUACUCCGACCCAGGCGCCUGCUCCGGCGACUGCUGGGCCCACGACCCGGGCUUCUACCAGCGAGUCUCGGACGGCCGGUACUUCCGCUACUCGACCGGUGCCGGAAUCUACAUCCACAGUUCGGAGAGCCUGGAGGGGCCGUGGGAGGCCGCGGGCCAGGCGCUGCCCGGGGGGUCGAGCGUCAAUCAUGCGGGGAGCACGAAUCUCUGGGCCCCAGAUAUCCACUACGAGGAAGCGACAGACCUCUACUACAUGUACUACUCCAUCUCAACCCUGGGCUCGCGCGACAGCGUAAUAGGCGUCGCGACCUCGUCCGACCUCGCCGCAAACUGGACCGACCACGGCGCCCUCUUCACCUCAGCCGAAGGCGGGUCUUACAACGCCAUCGACGCGAACUGGGCGUCCAUCGGCGGCUCCCCGGUCCUUACAUUCGGCUCCUACUGGAACGGCAUCCACCAACUCCCGCUAUCCGGCCCGCUGAGCCUGGCAGAUGGCGCGACACCGACGCAAAUCGCGUACAACUCGUCGGGGAACCACGCCAUUGAAGCCGGAUUCAUCUUUUAUCGACGCGGGUGGUAUUACCUUACCUUCUCGAGCGGACGGGCCGGCAGCUACGAUACGAAUCCCCCGGCCCAGGGGCAGGAGUAUCGGAUUGUGGUUUGUCGGAGUGCGGAGGGGACCGGGGAUUUCGUCGACAAAACCGGCGCUUCCUGCCUGACCGAAGACGGCGGCACGACGAUCCUCGCCUCGCACGGGGACGUCUACGGCCCCGGUGGGCAGGGCGUCUUUGAGGAUAGCUCGCGGGGCUGGGUGCUUUAUUACCACUACGCGAACCCGACGAUCGGGCUGUCGACGGCCGAUUACCAGUUUGGGUGGAAUGUGCUGCAGUGGGCGGAUGGGUGGCCGAGUGUUUAG